UAGUUUCACACUUUAGUUUCCUGAAGAAAGACUAGAGGAGAGAUCCAAUAUGAAAUUCACACAGAAUAUCGCUUUGGCCGUCGUUGCCAUUUUCGGUUUGUGCGGUUGUGCUUUGGCCAAUUAUGGAGCAGCUCCUUCAUAUUCGGCUGCUGCCCCCGCCUAUGUCGAGGCUGCUCCAGCCUAUGGCCGUUCUUAUGCCGAUCCCGUUUACUCGCCCGAAAAUGCUGAAGCCGCCGCCUCGGCUUAUACCGAUGUUGCUGCCGCCAAAGCCUCCGCCGCCAAAUUGGAAGAUGUGAAUUUGGCUGCCGUCCACCGUUAUGGUUAUCAAAUUGGUGUGCCUCUAUUGGUUCGUAACUAUGGCCAUUUGACUCCCUUGUACUCGGCCUUGGCUCCCAAGCGUAGUUUUGUUGGAACAAUCGAUGCUGGUUUCUAUAAGGACUCCUAUGGCAAACUCAAAUUCCGUGAUGAAACCGCCGUUGGUGCUAUUGCCCUCUAAAUUAUCCAAUAAUUUAGUUGUCCCUGGCUAGAGCAUCUACAGUGAGAAUUACGUGCUAUUUGUACCUUAAAGAAAUAGAAAACAAAGAAUUUUAGUUUUAAUAAAACUAAAUUGCA
Musca domestica (house fly) is the source of this 612-nucleotide messenger RNA. RefSeq names its product chorion protein S16 (gene Cp16). The record is from RefSeq and is a predicted model, not a curated record. The coding region runs from base 50 to 496 and encodes 148 amino acids. Gene Ontology annotation, cellular component: egg chorion. The transcript is spliced from 2 exons. Lineage: Eukaryota; Metazoa; Arthropoda; Insecta; Diptera; Muscidae. Gene Ontology annotation, biological process: multicellular organism development.